AACAGACUAGUCUCAGUCUGGACCCGGUUGUACACAUCUUCCUGUGAAGGCGUACAGUCCGUGCGUGUAAAUGUACAUGUACAUGUACAGUACGUCGUGCCCGUACGUACGUACACGUAGCAGCUUGGACCGGAAACCAGACCAUCACGUAUGCGAAAGCGGCAGCUGCUAUUGCUAAUAUGCUGUCGAUGUCAUCAGCAGUGCGCAGUCGAAAAAUUACUGAAAUCAGUCGGAGCAGAUCAUCAUGGCGCCCAUUUUGACUUCGCGGCGGAUGUCCAAUCCCCACACUGUCCAGCAGCUAUGGGAGGCUGUCACGGCCAUUCGUAACCAGAAGCAGGUGGCCAACAUGGAGCGUAUCUUGAAGUUCAUGAAGCGCGAGUAUGGUGUGUCUGCCAAGGAGACGCAGCAACAGCUGGCUUACGCCACCAAAGAUGGGUUGAUUGUCAAAGACAACUCGAGAGCCAAGAAGGGCGUCAGGGCUGGUCAAGAGCAAGAGGCCUACUGGUGUACUGUUGAACAAGAAGACGAGAGCAAAGAGUCCCAUGACUGGUACUGCUGUAAGUGUCACGGCCCAGGGGAGGUCCUGUGCUGUGGGUCUUGUUACCGUGUGUAUCACCCAGAUUGUGUGCCAGAGGGGGUUGACCUGGGCAACCUGGGUUCAUCCUGGACAUGUCCGGUCUGCAGGCAAAUCAAAUCUCCACGCCAGAAACUCACCAAACCAGUGUUGUACAAACUGCUCAAUCAUGUUCUGAAAAGAAUGAAGGACAAGGCACGAGAUCUUCACAAGAAGUUGAAUAUGGGUGCGCUUCCCAACUACUACAACCUCGUUUACAGGCAUGUUGAUCUUGCCACUAUCAUGCAGCAGAAAGUUGAAGACAAGAGAUAUCGCUGCAUCGAAGAAUUCCAAGCUGAUGCUGAGAUGAUGGUCCAUACGGCAGUCAUCUAUCAUGGCCAGACGCACGAGCGAACGGAUCUCUGCCAGUUUACACUCAACGACUGCAACUAUGACCUGGCAGAAAUCCAGCUUUGUAAGGAUUGCUACCUGAUGUCCAACAGUCGCACUGACAAAGGAUGGUUCUGCAAGCCCUGUGACCCUGCUCAUGAGGUUGUGUGGGCCCAGAUGAAAGGCUUUGGAUACUGGCCGGCUAAGGUGUUGCAGAGAGUGGACAGUAAUGUGGAUGUGAGGUUCUUUGGCAGUAGGCACCAAAGAGCCUGGAUACCGGAGGAGAAGACGAGAGACAUCAGUGUACACCACAGCAAGCUCAGUGUCAAGGCGACCCAGGGGUGGCGCAAGGCACUCAAGGAGCUGCAUACAUACCUCGGGAAAAACCCUAGAUCAGAUAGUGAGGAGUCCGUGGACAGUAAGCCCACACGGAAACGAAGUCGUGAGGACUCAAGCAAGACAGAAGGCUCCGGUGAAAAUGAAGAUGACGUGGUGUCCAGUACCUACAGUGAUGGGGAUCAGGUUGAAACAAAGCAGUCAAGAUUACAGGACCAUUCUGUUUCAACAAGUCAAGCAUCACCGGAUGGAGUUACAGCAGAUGAAAAUACAGUUAAGAAGGAGCAUUCCUCAUCCACUCCGCCGUCCUCCCCCAAUCCAGCUCCGCCAGAGGUCAUUGCACCUCCUCCAAACAAGAAGCUGAGGAGGAACUCCACCAGCACGGUGGAGCACCAGGAGAUGCCCCAGUUACCCAAGGUGCCAGACGGAGAGAGCGGGAGCGGUGCCCCGCUGCAGUGCAAGUGCCAAGAGGUGUUCGACGCCAUGCUGGCUGAAAAGCUGGCCCAGCAGCAGAAGGAAUUGCAGAAGGAGCACCAGAAGGCACUGGAGAAAGCUGUCAAGGAAGCCCUGAAAAAGGCCAAGGAAGAGUUUAAAGCAGAGAAGGAGAAGGCACUGGCCCAUGCCAAGGAGAGUGCCAAGAUGGAACUGGAGGCAGAGCGCAAGGAGGCCGCUGAGCGGGCCCAACAGGACAAGGACGAGGAGCUGGAGAAACUCAAGACCAAGCACAAGGAGGAGAUCUCCUUCACUAAGAAGCGACAGUGGUGUAUCAACUGUGAGCAAGAGGCCAUGUAUCACUGCUGCUGGAAUACCUCUUACUGCAGCAUCAGCUGCCAACAGUCCCACUGGCACAAAGAGCACAAGCGUCUCUGCCGACGCAAACGGUGAUGAGAAACCUCCCUUCCCCCAAAGAUGGCCAUCACAGUUCAACCAACGGGUCAACGCUACAAGGUCAGGUCUUGCAAAUGCACAAGGUGUUGUAAAUGUUGUACAUGUCAGACUUAGCAAGAGUUUUUAAAAAGAGAGAUUGUUUUCUGGUUUUUUUCUUCCUUGAUAUGCCCUUUACUGCAGACAUUGCACCAACUAGUUGGGAAUGAAUAACCUGGUGGUAUGAACGUCUUGGGAAAGGUUGCUAAUGGAAAUACGUUAACAGGUCACAAUUUUAUUUUUAAUUUGUACAAAAUUUAAGUUAUUUUCUUUGAAAUUUUCCUUUCUUGUUCCAGAGGUCCCCAGAGGAAGAUUUGAAAAAAUAAAAAAAAUGUCCGUCAAAAGUGUGAGCUUGAAACAUGCUCUCAACUUACAAAUCAGUGGUAACUGCUCUUAAAUCCACUAUAAACAAGAUACCUGAAAUUUGCGUCCAGUUUUUAUUUCAACUUGUAGCAAAGAGUAGAAAAUAUCUGUGUCGUUGAAACUUUUAGAAAAGCCAGAUAUCUAGAACAUAAUUUGUCAUUCGAAUAUCAUUUUGUUUUGUAUUUCUUUAAACAGUUCAACCUAAUUUUGUCAUAUGAUGUGUCUAAUGGAAGAAAGUGAUGUAAAUAUUUUGGGUUUAAUCAAAGGGCACAAUUUUUGAAUUUUAUACGAAUAAUUCAUAAUUUUGAAACAGCUGGAAAACAUCUCGGCCUCUCAAGGGGUAGUGAAGUCGGGGAAAUUGAAUUUUUUUGGCAACUUGAGUUAACGAAUUGUGAAUGUGAUGUGAUUGGAAUUUUUUGUUUUGGGAAGUUGCAGAUCUUGUUAUACAGUAGUCUGGUUUCAUUACUGUAAUGCUCGACACACCUCACGCUAAUUAGUAGAUGGACGGAUCGAGGCAUAAAGAACAUAACAAAAGGAAUGAUUCGCAAUUCAGUGCAUCCCCAACGUAUAUUCCCAUAAGUUUACUUCCACCUUGGGGCCAACAUUAGUCACCGCAUAAUGUUUUACUAACUACAGCACUUUGAAAUAUGGGUGGGCAUGCUGCACUCUGUAUCAAUUGAGAAGAUGGGUGGAGUUGCAAGGUGUAGUUUAAUAACCCUUCAACAAAUGGACUAUCAAAUCCCUUCGAAACAUCGAUAGACCAAUAAGCCAUUUGCUAGUUAAAUUUGACCAAAUUCAGCAUUCCCCCGACUGAAGACACUCUUGCUAUACCCUGUGAUUCGGGGCAAGCUUUUGCAUAGCGACCACCAUCUGUGGAAUGGACUGGUUCCUUUGUGCCCUUCUUAU
This is a messenger RNA of Acanthaster planci (crown-of-thorns starfish), 3472 nucleotides long. It is a transcript of the gene zmynd11, whose product is annotated as zinc finger MYND-type containing 11. Gene Ontology annotation, cellular component: nucleus. Gene Ontology annotation, biological process: regulation of transcription elongation by RNA polymerase II; regulation of signal transduction. Gene Ontology annotation, molecular function: transcription corepressor activity; DNA binding. NCBI's taxonomy places the organism in Eukaryota, Metazoa, Echinodermata, Asteroidea, Valvatida, Acanthasteridae. The record is from RefSeq and is a predicted model, not a curated record.